AUCACCGGGAAGUUCGUCGGGAUAGUCUCCGGUCAAACAAGCAGUACAGUGACCAAUGUAACUGCUUUCUCGAUUAUCCAUACCAAACCUUACAGCCUUAACAAGUCCAUCCACUGAAAGAUACGCAAUUUAACCCGUGUUGAGAUAUUUUAUAAAUUUACGCCAAUCAAACGAAGUAGAAUUUUAAAAGUGGGGAUCGUUAAAGACUUGUUCAACGAUCAUACAAGAAGACAUUCGACUGCGACAUUCGUGAAGUGACCGGAUAAGAGGAAACAUGACUGAAUACAAAUGUGGAAAAUUGAUCAUCGAAGGAAAGACUAAGAAGGUUUAUGAACUUUUAAAUGACCCUACGUUAUGCCUGCUAGAAAGCAAGGAUCGUAUAACUGCCGGAGACGGUGUAAAAUCUCACGAGCUGAAAGGCAAAGCAGCUAUUAGUACAGCUACUACAGAUAAAGUUUUUCAACUAUUAAACGAAGCUGGAGUAAAAACUGCCUUUGUUAAUCUAGUUAGCGAUACCACUUUUGUUGCAAGAAAAUGCCAAAUGGUACCGAUAGAAUGGGUUACUAGAAGAUUAGCUACCGGCAGUUUUUUACGGAGACAUCCAGGAGUUCCUGAAGGAUACAGGUUUAAUCCCCCGUUACAAGAAACAUUCUUUAAAGAUGACGCUAAUCACGAUCCUCAAUGGUCAGAGGAACAAAUUAUUUCUGCAGGUUUUAAGUUGAAUGGAAUUACAAUAGGAAAAGAUGAAUUUGACGUUAUGCAACGUACAACUCUUGUUGUUUUCGAAAUUUUGGAAAGAGCAUGGGCAACCAGAGACUGUGCUCUUAUAGAUAUGAAAAUAGAGUUUGGCGUGGAUGCGAAUGGUGAAAUUAUGGUAUCAGACAUAAUUGAUAGCGACUCUUGGAGGCUUUGGCCAUCUGGGGAUAAAAGGCUGAUGAAAGAUAAACAAGUGUAUAGAAAUUUAACUACGGUAACUCAAGAAGAUUUGGAUGUUGUAAAACGCAAUUUUAAAUGGGUGGCUGAUCAACUCGACUACCUUAUCCCACGGCAAAGUAGCCUUGUCGUUAUUUUAAUGGGUUCACCAUCUGAUGAGGAGCAUUGUAAAAAGAUAGCGAAACAUGCCAAAACUUUAGGUCUAAGGGUUCAGCUUCGUGUGAGCAGUGCCCACAAAGCUACGCAAGAAACAUUGCGUAUUCUUGCAGAGUACGAAGGUAGCGGCGAAAAGGUGGUGCUAAUAGCUGUGGCAGGAAGAAGUAACGGAUUAGGUCCAGUAUUAUCCGGAAACACGCCAUUCCCUGUUAUUAAUUGUCCACCUUGCAAACCAGAAAAUAUCUCACAAGAUUUAUGGUCAUCGAUUAAUGUACCUUCGGGAAUUGGAUGUACCACAGUCGUCUACCCCGAAAGUGCAGCCCUUGCAGCGGCUCAAAUUCAUGCACUGCACGAUCAUCUGGUUUGGUCGCGUCUACGGGUAAAGCAAUUACAAAAUUUUAUCGCCUUAAAGCAAGCUGAUGUUCAGCUAAGAAAUCUUGAUAUCUAAAAAGUGUAAGUCCAUCGAUGAAUGUACGUUAAAAGUGUAAGUACAGCGCGUAUACCCGUUAAUUUGAAAUAUUCGCAUUCUAGAUCUGUUGCGUAUGUUUGUUGUUAUCGUUUCUCCUAGUUGUUCUUUACCGAUUGAAAGUAUAUAAAAUAUUCAUUUAUGUCAGAUUCAACGAUUUUUCGAAUAACAAGAACUUAUACAAUUUUGUUCAUAAUCGAUUUUAAUAUGUUAUUUGUAAAUCUGAAGUAAAAUAAAGCUAUUAUCUCGUUAAUUACGCCGA
Hylaeus anthracinus is the source of this 1817-nucleotide messenger RNA. It is a transcript of the gene Paics, whose product is annotated as bifunctional phosphoribosylaminoimidazole carboxylase/phosphoribosylaminoimidazole succinocarboxamide synthetase. Gene Ontology annotation, biological process: 'de novo' IMP biosynthetic process. Bases 275 to 1537 code for a protein of 420 amino acids. The transcript is spliced from 7 exons. Gene Ontology annotation, molecular function: phosphoribosylaminoimidazolesuccinocarboxamide synthase activity. Lineage: Eukaryota; Metazoa; Arthropoda; Insecta; Hymenoptera; Colletidae. The record is from RefSeq and is a predicted model, not a curated record.